AGAUUUUCAAAUAUUGUCCUUAUCCUGACAAACCAUACAUCAAUGGAAAGCUUAUUUAUUCAGCUUUCAUGUGCUGUAUAAAUCCCUUAUGACUGGUUCUGUGGUCCAGGGUCACAUACGUGGAAUUAUGGUUUAAUCUUUAUUAAUCUUUGUGUUGCAGAGUUCAACGGGUGCUGAAUGACCCAUAAAGCUCAUUUAUAUUUCCCGCGUCUCUUUGACACGUAGGGGAAACGUCACGGCGAGAGAUCAGCACCUUGGACAGCGGCGCCCGUCAAAAAUCAGCAUACUUGGAAUCUCCCACGGGAGAAUCGAGCAGGAGCGCGCACGGCAGCGAGACGUUUGUAAAUGAAUCAUUUUGAUUGGGCGAGAGCGCGCCUUGGAAACAAGGGCCGUGUGUUGAUGCGCACGGCAGAACGUCCAUUUCGAGGAUGAAUCAGAGGGGAGCAGCAUCAGCAUCCCCAUCACAUUACGAUCCACAGCAUCAGCCGCUCCGACUGCCUAUCACACCCUGCGAAGAAGGAGAAUAGGCGAAUCUGCGCACGGUGCCUUUUAUUUUUCCUUUCUGGAAGCUCCAUCUUCCUUUGAACGUGAACGUGGCGAGGAACCAUAUCGGGCCGGGAGGGGGAUGGUGAUGAACUUCAAAUGGAGACAAGAUGCUGGCAUUUCCCCCCUGCUCCUCAGCCAAAACUGCCAUUAUUAGUGUUGUUUUUAAGACACCAACCUAAUGGAUUCUUCUGAGCUCCGUGUUUGUGUUUGGGAUGGGAGGUGGCGUUGGAAUAUGUCGAUGGGGAGAUGCACAAGGAAAUGAUGUGAAAGCUUCGUCAUGAUGCCUCUGAUGAACAAUAAACAAAACUAUAGGAUUGCACCUGAAUCUAACUUCCAGCUCUUUGGGAUUAUGUUUUUAUGCUGAAGGAUGACUGUGUGGUGACUGUAUGACUGUAUGUGGCAGCGAUGCUCUGAAAUGCCAUUUUGCAUCUUCCUCGUCUCUCAUCCGUGCGUCCAGGUUUUGGAUGGCUGGGAGUUUAUGAAAAUUGCAUCUCUUUAGAGCUGGAACAAUGCAUUGCUGGCUAUUUAUUGCAAUACCAUAGGCUUUUUAUUGUCAUCCUCGCGACCUAUGAUGAUUGUAACAGCAUCUGGAGAAACAACAUCGGCCCUAACAGGCACAUACAUGCCAUCAGACGGAAAAUAACAAGCCCAGAGAUUUUUCUGACCAAUUGCCUUUGGUUUGGACACUUUCCUCUGAGGCUUUAGGGUAGCAACUGCAUUUCUGCCGAAUAAAAUAUUAACAAUAGGCCUAAACGAAUCAAUAACAACAAUAAUUAUUAUAACAAUACUACUAAUAAAAACAACAACAACAAUAAUGCAUAAUAACAAUAUAUAAAUAAAAAAUAACAACAAUAAUAUAAUCAUUAUAUAUAACAAUAAACAUACAUAUUCAUUUUCGUAAACAAUUAACAGACAAUUUCGUUUCAGCCAUACAACACACACAUGUAGUCAAACAUGUUCAAGAACCGGAUCCGCAUGUUUUUUAACGAACUGAAGGUGCUGGUUUUCAUGCGAUCCGGUUCUAGACGGUCCGACAGUGACGCAGAGCCGAACAGACGGUCCGACAGAAUGAGGGGGCUCGGGAUGGGCGGCUGCGGAUGGCCGCCCUUCGUUGACUGCUCCAGCCGCGAUGAUGAGGAAGAAUACUACGGGAGCGACCCCAGGCCCAGGAGCCUGGCGUUUGAGGAGAAAGACCCGAAACUGCAGGCGGGCCUGGACGCGGUCAGCCUCUCCAGCAGCACGGCCAGCGGCAUGAGAACACCCCAGUGUCGAAUCUGCUUCCAAGGGCCCGAGCAGGGGGAGCUGUUGAGCCCAUGCCGCUGCGACGGCUCCGUGCGCUGCACCCACCAGCCCUGCCUGAUCCGCUGGAUCAGUGAGCGAGGCUCCUGGAGCUGUGAGCUCUGCUACUUCAAGUACCAAGUCCUGGCCAUCAGCACCAAGAACCCGCUGCAGUGGCAGGCGAUUUCUCUGACGGUGAUUGAGAAGGUGCAGAUCGCCGCCAUUAUCCUGGGCUCGCUCUUCCUCAUCGCCAGUAUCUCGUGGCUGGUGUGGUCUUCUCUCAGCCCGUCUGCCAAGUGGCAGCGCCAGGACCUGCUCUUCCAGAUCUGCUACGGCAUGUACGGCUUCAUGGACAUCGUGUGCAUAGGCCUUAUAAUCCACGAGGGCUCAUCUGUGUAUAGAAUCUUCAAGCGAUGGCAGGCUGUAAACCAGCAGUGGAAAGUAUUGAACUAUGAGAAGUCGAAGGACUUGGGAGACCCGGUGAGCUCCAGCAGUAAGGCAGGUGGCCGCGGCUCACGCAGCAACCCGCACGGCCUGGCCAGCGGCAGCAGGGGGGGCCAGCGAGUGCGCAGGUUAAGGACUAUCCUCAACCACCACUGCGGCUACACCAUCCUCCACAUCCUCAGCCAGCUGCGGCCCAGCGACCCGCGGCUCGGGACCGCCACCAACCGCGAGGUGGUCAUGCGGGUCACGACCGUAUGAGGUCGGACCGGAGAGGGGGAAAAAGACGCCACCGCAUUUCAGGCUCCAAGCGCCUUUGCCUGUGAAAGACAGUCUCGCGAUGCCAGGAUGAUUGCGAUUUUUCCUUGCAUAACGACUUUUUAAACGGACAGGAAUGCACACGGGAGCGCGACGAACAAUGCGUAAGACAUUGGCGCCAUUCAUUCCUGGAGUUUCUAUUGGCGAGACUCUCAUGACUCUCUAGCACACUAUUGCAUUUUUAGUUCAAUUUCCUCGCUGGUGUUGUUUUUUUAUCGAUGCGGUUUUUAAAACUUUUUGAUUUUCUAAGGGAGAAUGGUACAUGAAGUGACACCGACGUGUGAUGUAUAUGGUGACUCAUAUGGACCUAUUGUAAAUGAUGUUUACGGAUGCUUCUGACGCAGCAAGAAAGCCAACCAUAACCAAACGAUCACGACACAAUAACCAGGGAAACGAGAUACGAAUUGUUACAUACUAAAAUAUAUCAAAGGGGAGGGUGCAAUAAAGACAUCAUAAGAUUAUACAGAGAAUAAAAAGACGUAAACAUUUAAAAGAAUUUGAUCUUCUCUGCAAUAAAGAUACCUGUACAUUUUACAGUGACCUUUGCAUGAGGGUAGAGUUUUAUGCCUCCUCGACACAUGGACAUGAUGAAUUUGUUUUAUUCAGAAUGGUGCUCGUUUGAAUAAACACUACUAUUCAUCUGCUGUUUGUGAAAUGCA
This is a messenger RNA of Megalobrama amblycephala (Wuchang bream), 3242 nucleotides long. RefSeq names its product membrane-associated ring finger (C3HC4) 9 (gene marchf9). Lineage: Eukaryota; Metazoa; Chordata; Actinopteri; Cypriniformes; Xenocyprididae. Gene Ontology annotation, molecular function: zinc ion binding; ubiquitin-protein transferase activity. Gene Ontology annotation, biological process: protein ubiquitination. The record is from RefSeq and is a predicted model, not a curated record. The coding region runs from base 1501 to 2526 and encodes 341 amino acids. The transcript is spliced from 4 exons.